Molecule: messenger RNA, 1063 nt
Organism: Glycine soja
Lineage: Eukaryota; Viridiplantae; Streptophyta; Magnoliopsida; Fabales; Fabaceae
Exons: 1
Coding region: 107-721 (204 amino acids)
Source: RefSeq, a predicted model, not a curated record
UUUGUGCCUAUAAAAUAAAAUGUGCAAUGAGACCUAGAGAGAGAGAGAGAGAGAGAGAAAGUUUUGAGUGACACAUCUUUUCUCCUCCUCACACAGCAGGAACACAAUGGAUUCUUCUUCAUCAGCAAGUGUUAGUCAGCAUGCCAAGGUUGUUCCAAAACAAUUUGACAUCUUCUUCCAUGCAGGAAGGUACCCUUCAUCUCGCAGGACUCAUUCCUCUUCCUCCUCUUCCUCCUUUGAAUCAUUCUAUUUCCCAGAGGAUCCUCUUCUUAGUCCUGCAUCCCCUCUUAGAUUCUCUGGUGUUCCAUUUUCUUGGGAACACUUGCCUGGAAUUCCCAAGAAACAAAAUUCUAAAAAGAAGCUGCAAGAGUCUUCCUUGAAACUACUACCAUUGCCCCCUCCAACUACCACACACUGUUCUUCUAAAAAGCACUCUCAUGAAGAAACAAGGAUUAGGAAAAAGAAUUCAAUACAAAGUGUUUUCCAAAGGGAUCCUUUCUUUGCUGCACUUGUUGAAUGCUCAAAGGAUGAUAAUGAAGAAAUUACAAGUAGAAAUUUGUGGAAUGGAGCUAAGGUGCCAAUAAGGAGUAUUAGUGAUCGUUUUGGGUUUAUUAGCCUUUAUGCCUCUUGCAAGAGAACUUGUGCUGUUUCUGAAUCUUUAGUCUACCUUCCAAGCUCAAGAAGAAGCACCUGUGAGCAUGUUAGUCCCAGGUCCCUCUAAGCUUGUGAUGAUGCAUGCAUAGCUGUCAAUGUACUUGUGUUCAUGUUUUUCUAAGAAAAACCCAGAAAGAGGUAUUUCUUUCCCUCUUUUCUUAAAAUAUUUCAAACCUUGAUCUUUGUUUUUAGUUUCUAAAAUAUGGUAUGUGAAGACAAAGUAUGUCUUUGGAAACCCAAGUUAUUGUAAUAUGUUAAUACAAGUAUAUAGGAAGUAGUGCUGGUCUCCUUUUGUUCAGAGAUCACUGAUGACUGAUAUUUUUCUAAUGUAUUUUUUUAUCCUUCUGGUUUUUAUUUUUUUAGCAUCAAACACCAAAAUCUCUAAAUACAAUAUACGCUCUUUGCUGUA